Messenger RNA from Labeo rohita (rohu), 3434 nucleotides. RefSeq names its product C2H2-type zinc finger protein. The transcript is spliced from 4 exons. The record is from RefSeq and is a predicted model, not a curated record. NCBI's taxonomy places the organism in Eukaryota, Metazoa, Chordata, Actinopteri, Cypriniformes, Cyprinidae. Gene Ontology annotation, biological process: regulation of transcription by RNA polymerase II. Bases 280 to 987 code for a protein of 235 amino acids. Gene Ontology annotation, molecular function: RNA polymerase II cis-regulatory region sequence-specific DNA binding; DNA-binding transcription factor activity, RNA polymerase II-specific.
CAGUUAAACAGCAGUAAACACACGGAAGAACAGCAGCAGCAGCAGCACUAGGUUCGUGUAGCAACACAAGCACCCAAACUCAGACGGAGCGUCUCUGAUCAAAUACACCUAAAGCCUAAAGCAUCCUGUCUUCCAGGAUCAGGCCCGGAAACACCCGAUCCAGCCCAGAAAUCAGUGCAGUCUGUUUGCUUUGAUAAGAUUUGUCCUGGUUUCUGUCAGCGGCGCAUCUGAUGUCGAUCCAGAGCGGCUGCGUGGGGUUACAGAGGAAGACGAGGGAGGAUGAAGGUUGAAGCAGUUCAUAAAAUGAUACAACCAAAGGAGGAAUAUGAAGAUCUCAUUGAGCCUUAUGGAGUGAAAACUGAAGAAUUUCUCACCAUAAUUCAAAAAGAAGAAGAUGAGGAAGAAGAAGAAGAAAAGGGAGUAGGAUCGGCGCACAAGCGUCAUUACUGCUCCGAGUGUGGGAAGAGCUUCAGCGUGGGCGCGCGCUUCAGACGACACAUGCGGAUUCACACCGGAGACAAGCCCUACCGCUGCUCACACUGCCACAUGUGCUUCACGUCUCAGGAGAACCUGUCCGAACACACGCAGAAACACUCCGGACAGAGACCCUACCGCUGCUCGCGGUGCGGCAAGGGCUUUUUCCGACCGGGAAGACUUGAAAUCCACUGGAGGAUCCACACCGGAGAGAAGCCCCAUCGUUGUGCUCAGUGUGAGAAGAGCUUCAAGAGCGCAGAGGAGCUGCGGCGGCACGCGCUCGUACACACGGCCGAGAGGCAGCACCGCUGCUGUCAGUGCGAGAGGAGCUUCAGGAGGAGCGGCCAGCUGCUCAGACACAUGCGCACGCACACCGGCGAGAGACCCUACGGCUGUGCGCUGUGUGACAGACGCUUCUCACGGCCUGAACACCUCAGGGGCCAUCAGCUCAGACUCCACCCAGACCGGACGCACAACCCCGCUGCGUCUCCGGCAGACAAAACGCAUACGUGAGCCACGACUUCAUUUCCAUUUGGCCUUGCUGUAAAACUCUGGGUGUAUGAGAAGAGUUUUCUAUGAGAACAUUACAAAUCUAUCACAAACUCUGAACUGCGAAACUACUUUUUUUUUCCGGUUACACUUUAUUUUAAGGUGUUACUAUACAUUUAAGUACUGAGUAAUAUUAAUUAACUACAUGUACUUACUAUGUGGGUUUGGCUUAGGGGUACUUGCAUGUAAUUAGGCAUAAUUAAUAGUUAUUAGAAUAGUUAGUACAUGCAAUAUGCGUAACAAGGACACCCUAAAAUAAUUAUUUUCUUUUGUAUUUAAGCAGGUGUAACUCCACAAGUGAGAAAAAGAGAUUCAUCUGAUUUGGGUUAUCUAAUGGUAUCAUAAAUGACUGCUUUUUGCAUUAUAGAAACAGGAUUAUUUUUAUUUUGAUAAAUAAUGAUUUUUUUUUUUUAUUCACUGGCAUGAAUAAAAAUACUUUUAUUUUGAAAUUGCAUGUGUAAGUGUGUGUUACAACCCUCAUGUUUUUGAACAAAAAGUAAAGAAAAAAACUAUUGUGUGGCAAGAAAACGAGGUUUAAAGAAUUUUAAUUUUAGAAGUAGCUUUAGUAUUUACCAAAAAAUAAAUAAAUAAAUAAAUAAUAACUGCAGCUGAAUGUAAUAUUUUGGACCCUUAAUUGCAUAUUAAUUGCAAUUAAAUGUAUUAUAGUUUUAAUUAAAACUAAAAUUUAUAUUAAAUACAUUUUAUAAAAUUAUAAAAUUAAAAACUAUAUUACAGUUUUUGACCCACUUAAGUAAGACUUCAUGACAUCUUUUUUAUAUUACUGAUAUUACAUAAUAUUGUCUUUGAAAUGUGGUUAAAAGUGUUACUUCUGAUUGUACUGACAAGCAUUGUUCAUGUUAAAGUUCUUUAUUAGUGAAUUAAUGUUAUUCCUGUUGAAAUUGGAAUGUAUGCCAUGUAUUAAUGACGCAUCUGUAAUGAUGAAGUUGCAAUUGUAAUAUGAAAUAACACUACAGUUAAAAUUGUAAUCAGGACAUGUGCUUUAGUAUGUUAGUCAACAUAUCAAAAAAGUGUACUCUUCUAAAGCGUGACAAAAGUGUAUUCCAAUAUAAUGAUUUACUGUAAAAUGUACUCAUUUGCAGUGUUGGGAAGAGUUACGUUUAAAAGUAUUACGUUACAAAAUUGAGUUACUCCCCUAAAAAGUAACUAAUUACAUUACUUAGUUACUUUUUAUGGAAAGUAAUGUGUUCGUGUUCGUGUUAGGGUUCUAUUUUUGUAUAAUGUUUUGUAUAAUUCUGGAAGUGUAAAUGUCCUUUCACGCCAAAAGCCUCAGGCUGAAGGAAAAGUAAAUUCACGUCUGUACUAGUUACUUGAAAAAGUAAUCUGAUUAUGUCACUUGAGUUAUUUGUCAUACGUUUCCCCCAACACUGCUCAUCUGUGCACUUUUCAAAAGCUCAUUUAAGUGUGUUUAAAGUCAUCUCUUUAAGCACACUUAAGUGCCUUUAUUUCAUUAAUCUUAUAUUAUGUGCGAGUACAGUUUUUAAAAAUAUUAAUUUGUCUGAUGUUCACAACAAGUCCACAUUCAGUACUACUUGUGAGAACCGUACCAAAGAGAAUUUAACACUCCAGAUAUUGUUACUAAUUAGGGAAAUUGAAAAAGUAAUGUAAAUUACAUUUUAACUGUAUCACAAAAAAAAAAAAAAAAUGAUAUCAUUGUCUGUAUAACUGUGACCCUGGAGCACAAAACCCGUCUUAAGUAGCACGGGUUCAUUUGUAGCAAAAGCCAAAAAUACACUGUAUGGGUCAAAAUGAUACAUUUUUCCUUUAUGGCAAAAAUCAUUAGGAUAUUAAGUAAAGAUCAUGUUCCAUCAAGACAUUUUCUAAAAAAUCCUACCAUGUAUAUAUAUAUAUACAGAGUUAGGGAAAGUUACUUUUAAAAGUAAUGCAUUACAGUUUUGCGUUACUCCCUUAAAAAGUAACUAAUUACAUUACUUAGUUACUUUUUAUAGAAAGUAAUGUGUUACGUUACUUUUGUGUUACUUUUUACAUCUGGGCAGGACUUGCUUCUUUGUUUUUAAUAUAAAACAAUUCUGUAAAAAGCCCUUUUACAGAUGAAUUCACCUCAGACUGAAAGAAAAGUACAAUUUUGCAGGAGAUCACUCUUCAGCUAAAAAAUGAAGCACAAAUGUUAGUUUAUCUAAAGUAAUAUUUGCUAACAUUAGUAUGGUUGAAUUGUAUCAUCGAAAGUCAGCUGCAAAGACACUGGUUAAUAAAAUGGGAUUAAAUACAUAAAGGAUAUUUGUUUUAUUUAACAUAUUUAAUUAUUGCAGGGUUGCCUCAUAUUCUUAUUUUUUAUUCAUUUUGAGGAACUGAAUCUGUUUUUUUGUGAGUGAGAUCAAUUAAUGAUGUUCACAUUUAGUCUAGAAUACAGUAACAUCUCCCCAAUUUCCCCA